Messenger RNA from Heterobilharzia americana, 2338 nucleotides. The record is from the annotation of a GenBank genome assembly. Lineage: Eukaryota; Metazoa; Platyhelminthes; Trematoda; Strigeidida; Schistosomatidae.
GCGUCCUCGUGCAAAAACAUGCACAACAUACUUUAUAGCUGACAAUCGUGGACACCUGUUUCGUAGUCAAGAUAAAAAACCUGGUGAUUGUCCAUGGGGUCAUUAUGUUGGAACAUGGGAUUUACCAUGUCAUUAUCCGGGUAAUUUUAUAAAUAAUCCAACUGCUAGAAAUCCUGAGGCAUUUAAGGAAUCACAAAAGAAAAGUCAGUUGUACCAAGCAAAACUUGAUUUAGCUAUAUCGAACAAAAGUCGCUCAAUUCUUGAAAGGCGUCCUCGUGCAAAAACAUGCACAACAUACUUUAUAGCUGACAAUCGUGGACACCUGUUUCGUAGUCAAGAUAAAAAACCUGGUGAUUGUCCAUGGGGUCAUUAUGUUGGAACAUGGGAUUUACCAUGUCAUUAUCCGGGUAAUUUUAUAAAUAAUCCAACUGCUAGAAAUCCUGAGGCAUUUAAGGAAUCACAAAAGAAAAGUCAGUUGUACCAAGCAAAACUUGAUUUAGCUAUAUCGAACAAAAGUCGCUCAAUUCUUGAAAGGGUAAACCAUUUUGCUCUUUUGCUGUUUAUAUAUAUUUGCUUUGCUAUCGUUUUAAGAAAACAGUUUGUAUUUAAAUAACAGUAAUCAAUCACAAAUGACGUACUCCAUGUUACUGGUACUUCGAUCAUACACUGAUAUGUCACUCCGUUCUAUUACCGGGCUGUGAAACAUGGCCGUUAAAAGUGGAGAAUAUCAGAUUGCAGGUGAUUGACAGCAGGCUUCUCCGCAGUACCGCCCGCGUACAGCGGAAUCAGCAUGGAGCCAUUUUGAGAUUAGAUGAAGGGCGAUGCAUAAAUCAACGGAUCAGGUUGUAAACUUCACCAGCUGAUGUGACACAAAUAUGUGUAACGUGUUCUGAGACAGAACCUAUCUCGACGUACAACUUUUGAAGUAGGACUGGAAUAGAAGAAAACAGGGCAGGAUAACCAUACCAAGACGAGAUAGCAGUCCAUCAAAUCUCUCUCUGUUAGUCUGAGCCAAACAGACAAAUGUAGACUACUUCAAAUGCAGGCCAUGCUUUCCAAUUCAUUAUGUAGGUUAAACCAACACAAAGAACUCCAGGCAACUGUCUACAUCCGACUGCUUUGGUGAGAUGAGUGGGGCUGACGGAGUACUGUAUUCUCUACUACUUGAGGAAUAACUACACAGUCACCAAACACUAGGCAACUGUCAACUACUGAGAGGGAAUCCCAUCAGGGAAAACUGUUUGAUUUUUGGGUAACUGAUAUGCGAUACCUAACCUCAACGAAGAAAGUUGAUGAAGUUACGUAUCACAUGGUACAGACAACUAGUUUUUCUUACAUUUGUGAACGAUAAGGAUGCGAGAUUGACGGCGUUAAUCAGAAGUUUUUUCAUUUGCUCUUCAACGGAAACGGCAGCAAUCACCAUAUCUUCGUUUUCCACCUUGUUACUUCCAAGAAGUUGUGAAAGUGAAUCAACUUGAGCAAGUUCAUAGAUGGACUUUAUUUUGAAAUUGUGACCCAGCAAAAUAACUGCUCAUUUCUGAAGACGAUUCGCUCUGUAAAAUGGGAUUUUUUUUUUCUUAAAAUAGAAAAUUGAUAGGAGGCAUUUAUGGUUAGUAAGCAAAGUAGAAACUGCAACUAUCAAGAUUUUUGUAUGACUUAUUGACUACGAAAACCAACACAAGAUAUUCUCUCUCCAUCUAAUGAUGAUUCUAUUUAGCCCUUGUUAACGUUCUUGAUGCAUGUGCAAUCGGCUUUUCAACACCAUUUGAAAACACAUGAGAUAUGUUUAUACCAAUACCAUAAUUAGAUGCAUCGUCCACUUUCAGUUUAGGAUUUUAAUGUACGAGCAACAUAUUGCAAGAUAAUAUUUUUUAAAUCUUUUCAUAUACACUCCAGCAUUCAUUAAACCAAGUCCAUUUUGCACAUUAUUUUAUUAGCUUGUUUAAGGUUAUUGUCAACUGAAAUAUAUCCAGAACAAAAGAACUGCAGAAACUAAUUAACUUCAGGAAUGAACAUAGUAUACUCACGUUAUGUGAGCAGUCAUCAUUUGAAUCUCUGUGAUAUUUGCCCAAUCCUCUAGACGUCCAUUUUUGCCCACUACAGAUAUUUAGUUGAUUGCAUGAAAAAACUACACUUGUCUUCAUGUAAGUGGAAACUGAAUUCACUGGAUCUUGUCUAGAUGACCGAAAACUUAGUCGCCAGUUGGUCAUCUAAAUACACUGCUAUACCUUGAACUCCGGAAUCACUUAUUCGCCUUCCCACCUCUGAGUUUUCAUUACAAAUAUACAUAUGAUGCUGGGUGGUGAUUGAAAGUGAAAUGAAAAUUUCGGCCGCGGCA